Messenger RNA from Cornus florida, 1666 nucleotides. RefSeq lists its product as uncharacterized. The record is from RefSeq and is a predicted model, not a curated record. Lineage: Eukaryota; Viridiplantae; Streptophyta; Magnoliopsida; Cornales; Cornaceae. The transcript has a single exon. The coding region runs from base 374 to 1459 and encodes 361 amino acids.
AACUACCUCCGCUUCAUAAAAAGUCCACACAUUUGUCAGUCACGAAUCUCUAUAACCAUGCUAUAUAUAUUGUAAAAGUACAAUCAAAGACAGAUAUUCAAAGGCAGAGCACAAAAGUCACAAAAUCUCAGCAUAGUAGUAAUAAAAGGCGGCUCUCUCAAACUUCAAGAGUCAAUAAAAUUUGGCUCCCUUGUCCGCCCCACCCUCAUUUCAUCUCUGUUUAUUCCUUCUUCCUUCCUUCCUCCAUCCCUCUCUCUCUCUUUCUCUCUCUCUCUCUCUCUCUCUCUAUAUAUAUAUAUAUAUAUAUCUUAUAUAGUGUUCAACCUGUUUUUGCUUAAAAGUUGCAGCAAAGAGAAACAGAAGGUACAAGGAGAUGGAAGUGAUGGUACCUGUGCAGGCCAUGGAUUUCAACGGUGGUUUGCGGUCUCCUCCUUCACCGAAACGUUUUGGGGAAUACUAUUUCAGCGCUCCAAAUAGUCCAAAACACUUCUCCGGGCUUUAUCAUGACUUCGAUGACUUCGCUGUGAUCAACAACAGCAGUGCUAGGAGUUCUGCAGCAGUCCCCUUCGACUGGGAAGAAAAGCCCGGCACGCCUAAAUCAUCCAAGCCAAGCAUCAUCAAGAAUGAAGAUGAUUUCGCAUUUGAUGUGAGUCAGGAACUAGACAACCUCUCUGUCUCAGCUGAAGAACUCUUCGAUGGUGGUAAAAUCAGACCAUUGAAGCUACCACCUCAGUCACUGCUACAUAAAAGAAUAGAUGAGUCUGCAACGCAAAAGAGCCCGGUAAGAUCACCAAUAUCACAUGGGAAAAAGAUAAUCAAGGAGGCUUUCUCACCAAGAAGAAAGAAGGGAAUUGAUCCUUUUGCAGCUGCGGCUGAAAGUACCUGUAAAAGAGCAGAGCAUGAAAGAGGAAGAGAAAGAAGUUCUGUUUCACCAUCUCCGAGUUCAGCCCAUAGAGGGACAAGAUCACUCUCUCCUUUCAGAGUUUCCAAGUACCCAUGGGAAGAACAAGAACAACAACAGCAGCUGCACAACACUAAACAAUCUUCUAGUUCUAUCAUUCCAAAACCUUCCUUGUCGUCCACUACUUCCUCCUUGUCUUCUUCGUCUUCAAAAGGGUACAAGAAAUGGAGAUUGAAGGACUUCUGCUUGUUUCGUAACGCGUCUGAAGGACGCGCAAUGGAUAGAUAUCCUCUGAAGAAAUAUGCAGCUUUGUUCAAGAAACAUGAAGACAUUAAGAAUGCGAGCUUCCGGUCAUUAGAAGGGUCCUAUUCAGGGUCCAGCUCGAACAGAAGGGGGCCGGUUUCGGCUCAUGAAUUGCAUUACACGGUGAACCGGGCAGUUUCAGAGGAUAUGAAAAAGAAAACAUUCCUGCCAUACAAGCAGGGCAUAUUGGGACGACUGGCAUUCAAUCCUACUGUCCAUGCUCUCGCUAACGGCUUUGGGUUUUCGCGAGGAUGAAUCGGGCAUGACAACCUGUUUAGAUAUCAAUCUAUUUCUUUUCGUUGUAAAGUUCACUGUUAAAUGUAUAUGAUCGUUAUUCAUCUUGGAACUAAACUUAUGUUUUUGUUCCACGUAUUGGAGCAGUUGAAAUUAACAGGAAAGUGCUGUUGAUCAAAUGUUUUCAUUGAUUUUCAUCCAUGUUUUAUAAAAUUGUAAUUAUGAGAA